Molecule: messenger RNA, 2943 nt
Organism: Cyprinodon variegatus (sheepshead minnow)
Lineage: Eukaryota; Metazoa; Chordata; Actinopteri; Cyprinodontiformes; Cyprinodontidae
Gene: pwp2h
Product: periodic tryptophan protein 2 homolog
Exons: 20
Coding region: 125-2854 (909 amino acids)
Biological process (GO): ribosomal small subunit assembly; maturation of SSU-rRNA from tricistronic rRNA transcript (SSU-rRNA, 5.8S rRNA, LSU-rRNA)
Cellular component (GO): Pwp2p-containing subcomplex of 90S preribosome; small-subunit processome
Molecular function (GO): protein binding
Source: RefSeq, a predicted model, not a curated record
AAGCGGACCCACGUGUAAAGGAAAGAGAUGCAUGUGUCGUUAUACUUUAGUUAAGACAGUUUAGGGGGUAAAUAAAGCAUUUAUGAGUAAAUCAAUGCGUAAAGGUUGAGCACUAUUCAUCAACAUGAAGUUCGCUUACAGGUUUUCCAACCUGCUCGGAGCUGUCUAUCGGCAGGGGAAUUUGAAUUUCUCCAAAGAUGGAAAUGCUGUCAUCAGUCCAGUUGGAAACAGAAUCUCUAUCUUCGACAUGAAAAAUAACACGUCUGAGACGUUGCCCAUCUCUACUACCAAGAAUAUAACAUGCGUUGGCGUUUCUCCUGAUGGCUGCUUGGCCGUCGUGGUCGAUGAAGAUGGCGCCGCCCUGCUGGUCAGCCUCAUCACUCGAGCCGUCCUUCAUCACUUCCACUUCCACAAGCCGGUCAGCAGCAUCCGCUUCUCUCCUGACGGCAGGAAGUUUGUUGUGACAAAGGAGAACGUAGCGCUGAUGUACCACGCCCCUGGGAAGCAGCGGGAGUUCAACGCCUUUGUUUUAGACAAGAGCUACUACGGCCCAUACGAUGAAACCACGUGCAUCGACUGGACCGACGACUCCAAGUGCUUCGUGGUGGGAAGCAAAGACAUGUCCACCUGGGUGUUUGGAGCAGAGCGCUGGGCUAACCUGAUCUACUACUCACUGGGCGGACACAAGGACGUCAUCGUGGGCUGUUUCUUCGAAAAGGACAGCCUAAAUCUUUACACGGUGAGCCAGGACGGAGUUCUGUGCGUCUGGGAAAGCGACACCGAGCCGGACGGCCUGGUUCUGAAGAAAAGCGUUGACAAAAGCAAGCCGGCAAGACCAGAGGAGGACGAGGAGGAAGAGGAGAGGGCGGAAGGAGAGGAAGGGGAGGUGAUCCGAGGGAAAACGGAAACUCCAAAAACCAAUAGCAAGAUUAAAAAUGUUCGAUACAAGCAGAUAAGCAAACAUUUCUUCAACAAGGAGGGCGAGUUCAACAACCUGACGGCUGCCGCCUACCAUAAACCCACCCACAUCCUGGUCACCGGCUUCGCUUCGGGAAUAUUCCACCUGCACGAACUGCCCGAGUUCAACCUGAUUCACUCGCUGAGCAUCUCAGACCAAAGGAUCGCCUCAGUGGCUAUAAACAGCUCCGGAGACUGGAUUGCGUUCGGAUGCUCUCGGAAGGGUCAGCUGCUGGUGUGGGAGUGGCAGAGCGAAUCGUACGUCUUCAAGCAGCAGGGUCACUUCAACAACAUGGCCUCUCUGGCUUACUCUCCAGACGGGCAGUACGUGGUGACAGGAGGGGAUGAUGGGAAAGUGAAAGUGUGGAACACCAACAGCGGGCUCUGCUUUGUCACCUUUACCGAGCACACCAGCAGCGUCACCAGCGUCACCUUCACCUCCAGCGGCUUCGUCAUCGUCAGCGCCUCCUUGGACGGCACCGUUAGGGCGUUCGACCUGCACAGGUACCGAAACUUCCGGACGUUUACGUCUCCUCGGCCGGCGCAGUUCUCCUCGCUGGCAGUCGAUGUGAGCGGGGAGCUGGUGAGCGCCGGAGCGCAGGACUCCUUCGAGAUCUUCCUCUGGUCCAUGCAGACCGGCCGGCUGCUGGAGGUCCUCUCAGGACACGAGGGUCCAGUCAGCAGCCUGAGCUUCAGUCCGGUCCAGUCUGUCCUGGCCAGCGCCUCGUGGGACCGUACUGUCCGACUGUGGGACAUGCUGGACAGCUGGCAGGUCAAAGAGACGCUCCCUCUGACAUCAGACGGUCUGUGUGUGACGUAUCGCCCUGACGGGCAGCAGCUGGCUGUGGCCACUCUGAACGGAGAAAUCUCCUUCUGGAACCCCCAGACGGCCGCGCAGACCGGCUCCAUCGCCGGACGCCACGACCUGGAGGUCGGCCGCAAGGAGACGGAUAAGAUCACAGCCAAGCAGUCCGCCAAGGGAAAGUCUUUCACGUCUCUGUGUUACUCUGCUGACGGGGAGUCUGUUUUGGCGGGAGGACACUCCAAGUUCGUCUGCAUCUACAACGUCCAGGAGCAGAUGCUGAUGAAGAAGUUUGAGAUCUCCUGCAACCUGUCGUUUGAUGCCAUGGAGGAGUUCCUGGACAGGCGGAAGAUGACGGAGUUCGGCAGCCUCACGCUGGUGGACGACGGCGCCGGAGAUGAAGACGGGGUGGACAUCAGCCUGCCUGGAGUCAGGAGAGGCGACAUGAGUUCCCGCCACUUCAAGCCGGAGAUCCGGGUCAGCUCGCUGCGCUUCUCUCCGACCGGGCGCAGCUGGGCAGCCGCUACCACCGAGGGUCUGCUGGUCUACUCCCUGGACGGGUCCCUGGUUUUCGACCCGUACGACCUGGACCUGGACGUGACGCCGGCCAGCAUCCGCAAGCAGCUCCGCCUCCAGGAGUGGGCGUCGGCCAUCGUCCUGGCGUUCAGGCUCAAUGAAAACGCACUCAAACAGGAGGUGCUGGAAACGGUUCCACAGCAGCAGAUUCCGGUGGUUUGCGGAUCUCUGCCUGACAUUUACGUGGAGAAGCUGCUUGGCUUUGUGGCUUCAUGCUUGGAGAAAUCGAGUCACCUGCAAUUCUACAUGAGCUGGGCCCAGAACCUGCUCAUGCUGCACGGGCAGCGACUCAAGAACAGGUCUGCAUCCAUCGUCCCAACGCUGCAGUCGCUGCAGAAGAGCAUCCAGAGACACUUCGACAAUCUAUCCAAGCUAUGUGACUUCAACAUGUAUAACAUCCGCUACGCAGUGGCGCUCUCAAAACAGAAGGGCAUUAAGAGGCCCGCUGAGGAGGAGGAGGAUGAUGAAGAUGAAGGGAUGAGCGAAGCUUCUGUAGAAGAGACAGACCUGAUGCUGUAGCCUGUAUCUAAUGUUGACUUCAUAUUAGUUUCUCUGUGCUUUUAUGUAUGACUCAUAUGCAGUUUGUUUUUAUAAUAAAUUCACUUUAU